AUGGACGAGAACAAAGAUUGGUUAGCACUUCGUUUCUUUGUUAGUAAAACAAACAAUGUCAUUUUAGCUGAACGGCUGUUUUGUAUAGUUUUGAAUAUGAUUUUUUAUAAAUUAUGUGAAUUUAAGGUAUCAAAGUGAAGAAAAGAAGAUUUUAUGAUAAUGAAUGUAAUUUUAAACUAGUUUUUUAAGCUUUUAGUGUUAGUACUACGAUGAGUAAUGCUUACGAAAUCAAAAUUUUAAUUUUUUAAAAAGAAAAUGAUGUAUUACAUUGUCUUUAAGCAUUAGACUUUAAAAAAGUAGGUCAUUCAGUACCUUAAACCAAUGUUUUAAUCUUUCUAACCUUUAAAACGCUACAAAUUUUAGGGAAAACGGCAGAGGACUUCCUCGUUCCUUCGCGGACGAUCCCUUCUUCCAACAACAUCAUCGUCAUCCGAGUGGAGAGUUCUUCAGGGAUUUCCCUCAGAAUCCCGGCCCAACUCGCCGAUUCGGCUCCAACCCUCGACUUUUCCCAGAACCCAACGACAGAUUCUUCGAUGACUUCGACAACAACUACGGUUCCCUUCCGCGACGAUCUCCACGCCCUCCAAGUGUAGCUUCAGAGCGCACGAUACCUGUGAAUCGACCAGGCAACCUUCCACAUGGCCCUACUCAACGAGGACCAUCCCCAAACCUAUGGAAAGACGAAGCUAUCCCAGCUCCUGCUCCACCCCCAAAACCUCAGCAAGCUACGCCACCUCAGAAGACUCAGGCCACAGCUAGAGCUCCCUCACCUCAACCUCAGGUUCACGUGAUCAACGUUCAUCCUUCGAAGCCAGAAGGCAUAGUGGAGAUCAACAAUACCGGUACUUCUAGCUACACAAAUGGAGCCUUGAACCCGGACAGAACUAAAAUGGAGAAUAUUAAUGUAGAGAAAGUGAAGCCAGUUGAGAAAGCAGAGAAAGAAGAGAUAGUGGAGAAGAAGAGUGAGCCAGAGAAGCCAGAAGAAAAGGCUGCAGAAGCUGUGGUUCCGGAUCCGGAACCAGCUAAAGAACCGGUAAAGGAAGUCAGAGAAAAACCGAAAUUCAGCCGAAAAACCUCGGUCGACGGAUGUUCGGAGAAACUCUACAGUCUUUUGGACGAUACUGAGAUCAGGGUCGAGAAGUUGCGGUAAGCUUUGAUAUCUAAAUUUAAACAGCAAAUAGUUCUAGCCAAUUGAAUAUAUUUUCUUAAAAAUAUUCAUUUCGAGAUCAGAAAAUUGCCGAAAAAUAAAUUUUGGUUUGAGGCGACAAGUUAUACGACGAAUAAAAUAUCUUUUUUUUCAGAGAAACAGCAGCUCAAUUAGAAGCCGAAAAAGAAUCCUUGUUGGAGAUCAUCAAUAGCCUCAAGGUCAACACCGAGAUUCUGAAGUUAGACGAAAGUAAGUUUCCGUUUUCUUUUGUUUUGUUUACUUUAGGUAACCAGGAAGACAUCAACCUUAACCUGUUCAUACUUAUUGUUUUACCAACUUUUAAGACUACGUGUUUCAUUGUUCUGCAAAGAUAAAGAAGAUUUUUCACUAACAUGUACAUUUAUUAAUUUUUUAGAUGAUCAAGAAGAUAUCAACGCCACCACCGAACGUAUCUUGAAGAGAUGUCGAGCUGUAGAUGUUGUAGUUAACACUCCACGAAACGAGGAACAAACUCGAGCUCUGGAAGAGGUUAACAAGCUGAUUGCUGGAGUUGUAGACAAAAUGAACGAGAACUUGGCUUUUAGCAAAGAUGUAGGUAUACUUUUUGUGAUUUUGUUAAAAUACGACAUUCCCCCAUUAGUCUAGAAUAAUGCCAAUUUUUAAAUAAUUUUAAAUAAAAUAUUGUUGUUUUACUCAAUAUUAUUUUAUCAUUUUUAGGCAAUUGAACGGUUCCUGAACGCUUGCUCUCCAGAUGAGCCAAACGGGCCAAUCGACCAGAAGUUCCAGUCGAAGGUAGUCGAAUGCACGGCCGAUGAUCAGAAGAAGAUACGACGACGUUUGGCCCAACUUAUCAGUAAAAUCGACCGCGCAGAGCGAACGGUCGCUGUAGAGCAGUGA
This is a messenger RNA of Bursaphelenchus okinawaensis, 2044 nucleotides long. Lineage: Eukaryota; Metazoa; Nematoda; Chromadorea; Rhabditida; Aphelenchoididae. The record is from the annotation of a GenBank genome assembly.